Messenger RNA from Xenopus laevis (African clawed frog), 2427 nucleotides. RefSeq names its product MOB kinase activator 3C S homeolog (gene mob3c.S). The record is from RefSeq and is a predicted model, not a curated record. Bases 349 to 999 code for a protein of 216 amino acids. The transcript is spliced from 4 exons. Lineage: Eukaryota; Metazoa; Chordata; Amphibia; Anura; Pipidae.
CAAUCAGGAUGUGACAUCACUGACAGGAAAAAAAGCAGUUUGUUUGAAGCAAACUUCCCAAAGCUCAGCGCACACUGCACCGUCCUGCGUUUGCACGCAGCCAACAAGAACACGCUCCCUAAACUUUGGUUCCAGUUGGUUCCCCCCGUUUCACACACUUGGAUUGGUCCUAUCAGUUCCACACACUCGGAAGUGCCUGCAGGACCGCUGGACUUUAUGGGGCAGUGCGGGGGCAGCAGCUGAAUAAGCACAUGAUUUCUGACUGAAGGCACCAGUUCCCACGGUUAAUACUUUGAGAGUGGUUAUUCAUAUCAGUUUUGGAGUUGACUAUAUAUGUAGUCAACAGCCAUGGCUCUGUGCCUUAACCAAGUAUUCAAUAAAGACAGAACAUUUCGUCCCAGGAAGAAGUUUGAACCAGGAACCCAACGAUUUGAGCUCUACAAAAAGGCCCAGGCCUCCCUGAAAUCUGGACUUGACCUUAAGACUGUGGUCCAGUUACCUCCAGGAGAGAAUAUAAAUGACUGGAUAGCUGUGCAUGUGGUGGACUUUUUCAAUAGAAUAAACUUGAUUUAUGGAACCAUGUCUGAGUUCUGCACAGAGAGGAGUUGUCCCAUCAUGUGUGGUGGUCUAAAGUAUGAAUACAGGUGGCAGGAUGAUAACAAGUACAAGCGGCCUACAAAGGUUUCUGCUCCACUCUAUAUGAACAUGCUGAUGGAAUGGAUCGAAACAUUAAUAAAUAAUGAGGAUAUCUUCCCAACCAGAAUGGGUGUCCCCUUUCCAAAGAACUUCCAACAGGUUUGCAACAAGAUACUCACCAGGCUCUUCCGAGUUUUUGUUCAUGUCUAUAUCCAUCAUUUUGAUGCCAUCAUCAGUGUGGGAGCUGAAGCUCACGUCAACACCUGUUAUAAGCACUUCUAUUAUUUCAUCACAGAAUUCAGCUUGGUUAACCAUCGGGAGCUUGAGCCACUGAAAGAAAUGACUGAGAAGAUCUGCCACUAAACCUGGAGCCAAGAUGCUUUGGUUACUAUACAUAUAUGUAUAUAUUUUUUUAAAAUAAGGACUGGAUGAUGGAGUCUUAUCUGUUCCAAGAAUGUGAAUCUGUUUUUUAUACUAGCAAGAGGCUUUUUAUAAUCCUUUUUUUAACAAGGAUAAACAUGUUUAUUUAUUUAAAUGAUUUUCCACAUACACACUUUAUUUCAUCACACCAGUAUUUUAUAUACAAUAGACUCCAUGAAACUAGACUAUUUUUGAUGCAUGACCUAAAACAAAACAAUGUUUAAAAGACCUACAGGUAUAUAUUAGAAUGUACACAACUGCACCAAAAUUACUGCUUGUGACAAGAUCUUAUGCACUCACCAAAGCACAGAUGUGUAAAUGCAAAGACUUUAUAGUAAUAAAAAUAUUACUGCUGCAGGAUGUCAAUAACUGAGCAAGCACAGGGUUAUCAAACAAAUGUAUAUUAACAUUUCACUAUCCAGUUAGAAAUUAAAAAUGUGUUGUUUUUUUUUUUUUUUUUGCUGUGGACUUUUCAUAAAUGGGCAAAAAAGCACCUGCACAAAGGGUUCCAACAUCCGCACUUAUGGUGUAAGGAGAAUACUGUAUAUCUCUUUAGCAGCAAUGUAGUCCCUCAUUACUAUGACACAAGCACCACCUGAGAUGCCCCGGGAUUACCUGAUCCUAGAACACAAAACUAUAGCUAUGUGAUACAGUACUAGCUACAGUGCUUCCAUUACAUAUCAUUUCAUCAUUGACAUUGCUGGUGUAUGUGCAGUAAGUUAGAAAAGUAAUGACACUUUCUUUAUGGGAGAUUGUCUUUGUUUACCCUAGGCCCCGCCCUAAAACAGCACUGGCUAUCAAAGGCAUGUUUGGAAAAAAAUGUGUAAGAUCAUGUGGUUAUAUUUAAACUUUUGUCAUGUAUAAACAAAGUGGACUCCCAAAACUAUUACUUCACCUGAGAUUUACUUUUGUCAUGACCAUGUUGGGAUGUUUUACUUCUUCACCUACUAUAGUUUAACCAAAACUAAAUGAAGUCAAAAAGUCAGCCUAGAAAAAAGAAUAAACCAUAGAUACCAUCAUGUUACCUUCUACUAUGCUCAUGCUACCUUCACAUUUAUUUGGACUAAACCUGCCUGAUUUGGAUGAAAGAUCAUUGCAUUGUUCAAUUUGCAGUUCCAUAUGCUUUCAUGAGUAAGUAGUUACUGUAGCUGCACUGUCUGAGGUGUUGUGGGUUCUGUAUGGACUCAUUGACUUUGUUUCCUUGACUGUCACUGAAGACUUUCUAAGAAGCCUUUCCAAAUCUUUGCAAAGGCAGUCAUGCAAUGGAGUGUUCUAUUAGUGGCAUUUUUCCAUUUGCAAAAACACAUUUUUCACAGUGAAUUUCUGCAUAUUCCUUUUGAUAAAAGUGCAAUUAUUCUAUUUUUGUAUCUA